Messenger RNA from Prosopis cineraria, 1899 nucleotides. RefSeq names its product pentatricopeptide repeat-containing protein At5g48910-like. Gene Ontology annotation, molecular function: protein binding; RNA binding; zinc ion binding. The record is from RefSeq and is a predicted model, not a curated record. The transcript has a single exon. The coding region runs from base 1 to 1899 and encodes 632 amino acids. Gene Ontology annotation, biological process: RNA modification. Lineage: Eukaryota; Viridiplantae; Streptophyta; Magnoliopsida; Fabales; Fabaceae.
AUGCGUCACCUGUAUCAAAUUCAGGCCCAACUGGUCAUCUCCCCAGUAUUUCCCGAUUCAAAAUCUAUUGACCCUAACAUUAUCGCCGUUAAGCUUAUUGGGGUAUGCGGUGCCCGUGCUAAUGCACACCACGGUGCUUUAAUUUUCACGCACUGCCUUACCAACCCAAAUAUCUUCGCUUACAAUGCCCUCCUCAAAGCAUUUGCUCAGAACAAUCUCUGGCAAACUACUAUAAAUCAUUUCAACAAGCAAUUGUUAACGUCUGAUGCUCCAGACCCAGAUGAGUACACCUUUACUUCCGUUCUCAAGGCUUGCGCUGGACUUGCCCGGGCGGUAGAAGGUGAAAAGGUUCAUUGCAUUGUCACUAAAUAUGGGUGUGAAUGGAACCUUUUUGUCCGUAACUCGCUUGUCGAUUUGUAUUUUAAAGUGGGUCAAAUUGGGAUUGCUCAGACGUUGUUUGAUCAGAUGAUCUCUAGAGAUAUUGUAUCUUGGAACACUUUACUUUCUGGUCAUUGUUUAAGUGGAAAUAUCGAUCAGGCAAGGUGGAUUUUCGAUGGGAUGGGUGAGAAAAACAUGGUUUCUUGGUCGACGAUGAUUAGUGGCUAUGCAAGGAUGGGCAAGUUAUAUGAAGCACGCCAGCUUUUUGAUAAAAUGCCAGAGAGAAAUGUAGUUUCAUGGAACGCAAUGAUUUCUGGUUACGCCCAAAAUGAGAAGUAUUCUGAUGCUAUAGUUUUAUUUCACCAAAUGCAACAACAAAGCAAUGUGGUGCCCAAUGAUGUUACCCUCGUUAGUGUAUUGUCUGCUUCUGCACAGCUUGGAGCACUUGAUUUAGGGAAGUGGAUCGAUAGAUUUAUAAAACGAAAUAAGAUCAAGCUGAGUCUGUUUUUAGGGAACUCGCUGGUUGAUAUGUAUGCAAAGUGUGGAUGUAUAGUGGAUGCUAGGCAUGUUUUUGAUUCAAUGCAGGAAAAGGAUGUGGCCUCUUGGACUAUUAUAAUCACUGGCUUAGCAAUGCAUGGGCAUGCAAAUGAAGCCUUCGGCUGCUUUAGAGAAAUGAUCGACCAUGGAAUGAGGCCAAGUGAUAUAACUUUCAUGGGGCUACUAACAGCAUGUACUCAUGCUGGACUGGUUGAUGAGGGGCUGGACUACUUUCAUAUGAUGGACCAAAUGUAUGGAAUUUCUCCUAAGAUUGAACACUACGGCUGUGUGGUUGAUCUUCUUAGCCGCACUGGUCAUCUGGAGAAAGCUGAGAAUUUCAUUAUCUCAAUGCCUAUGGAGCCUAAUGUCAUAGUUUGGGGUGCACUGCUUGGUGGGUGUAGGAUAUAUAAAGAUGCAGAGAGAGGUGCACGCGCAGCACAACGUAUUCUUGAACUGGAUCCUGACCACUCUGGAAGCUGUGUCUAUCUUGCAAAGAUAUAUGCUUCAAAGGGAAGGCUAGAUGAUGCAGCAAAGUGUAGAUUGAGAAUGCGAGAUAACGGAGUAAUGAAAACACCUGGGUGUAGUUGGAUAGAGGUGGACAAUACUGUUCAUGAGUUCUUCAUGGGAGAUUUGAUCUCACAUCCUCAGUCAGAGAAGAUAGAUUUAAUGAUUAGAGAGUUAAGAUGGAGAUUGAAGCUUGCUGGUUACAAACCUAAGACCGAUCUCGUGGUACAUAACGUGGAUGAAGAAGAAAAGGAGGAUGCUUUAUCCAUUCACAGUGAGAGGUUGGCAAUAGCAUUUGGGCUGAUUAGUACUAGUCGAGGAACGACCAUUAGAAUAGUGAAGAACCUGCGAGUUUGUGAUGACUGCCAUGAUGCUAUAAAGAUGAUCUCUCAACUUGUUCAAAGAGAAAUUAUUGUGCGUGACCGUAGUCGGUUCCACCAUUUCAGAGAAGGCACAUGCUCUUGCAAUGAUUUUUGGUAG